This is a messenger RNA of Impatiens glandulifera, 1070 nucleotides long. RefSeq lists its product as uncharacterized. The record is from RefSeq and is a predicted model, not a curated record. NCBI's taxonomy places the organism in Eukaryota, Viridiplantae, Streptophyta, Magnoliopsida, Ericales, Balsaminaceae. Bases 121 to 840 code for a protein of 239 amino acids. The transcript is spliced from 2 exons.
UAUUCACAUUCAAUAAUAAUUCAACCCCAUUUCAUUUUAGAGAGAGAAAGAAGAAAGUUGAAAAGUAUUUUAAACUCUUCUAUAAUUCCUUUCGUAGUAGUGAUAGAUUCAGAUGAAAUAAUGGAUCUUGACGAGUGGGAGCUCCUCCCUGAUUAUACUUUCCUAGAAAUCCAUGAUGUUCGCGGCGCCGGCGCCGGCGUCUCCUCCGAUCCAUCAGACGAUUUCAAGGCCGAUUACUUCUCCUGUCCGUCACCCAAUUCCCACAAACAGGUAAUUCAUCUCGACCCUUCUUCUUCUCCUUCUUAUUCAGCGAAAGAUAUCGUCUUUGAUCAGAAAGUUGAAGCUCCCAAGUUCGAAGUGGAAACCGAACAUGAUGAUGAUAUAGUUUCCCAAGUUUCCUUCAACAAGGAAAAUGAAUUUGUCGACAUGAAAAUAGACUCACCCAAGUCCAGAAGCCGGUCACCGUUACCACAGAUUGAUCUGGGUUCCUUCCAAUUUGAGAUGAAAAACGAGGUAGUAGAAGUCACCGACGAUGAUCAUGAUCAUGAUCAUGAUCAUGACAAGGCAAAAGAUAACAUAUGGAAAAGGAGCUUAAAUGGGAUCGGAGCGAUUUGCUCGUUUGGAGUUGCUGCUGCAACCUUCUGCUUCAUAGUCCUUGGCACUCAACAGAAGAACAAAAAAGAUAUCCGAUUUCAGAUCUAUGCCGAUGACAAGAGGAUUAAGCAAGUGAUGACUCAACAUGCUGCUAAAAUGAAUGGAGCAAUCUCAGCUAUGAGAGGUGUCUCUGUUCCUUUAGCCAGAGCCCAUAUCACUGUUGGUGGUUACUAUGAUGGUCUUUAAAAAUGGUGCCUUUACCCUUCUUCAUCUCUUGUAAAUAAAUAUUAUCAUAUAUAUGUUCUUCUUUAUGCUCAGUUUCUGUAAAAUUACUGUAUCUUGUCUGGCUUGGCUUGGCUUGGCUUUGCUUUGUUCUGGAUGAUUCUCUCUGCUUUUGUGUUUGUAAAGUAAGCCCCUUUGUUUAUACCAGAAGCUUGAAAAAUAAUAUAUUAAUUUGGGAAUUUUAUAUGCUAAAA